CAACCAGCAGUUCAGUAUGUCUGGGUUUGAUGCUGAUCGUAUUUUUUCCGUCUCAAUCCAUGACGCCCCCGAGCCAACAUUUCCUGAAUCUCCUUCUCAAACGGAGAGACUCCUUCUAGACUUCCUGCUGCAAUAUCGGAUUGGAGGGGAGUUUGUCUAUAGGGACAAGCUACGCGCGAAUCUGUUACUGAAGCAGUAUCACCUGGAGGUGGACCUUCGCCACGUUGGUCUAUACAAUGACGAGUUGGUGCAUGGCAUACAAGAGAAGCCCGCAGAGAUCCUGCCACUGUUUGAAACCGCCGCGACAAAAGCAGCGCGAACAAUCCUCUUUCCUCUCGCCAACAGUCACGGCAACAAUGCCGAUACCACAGCGCACUCCAUUCCUAACAUCCAGAUACUCAUCAAGUCUGGGCUGAAUCUUCAGCAGUUCCGUGACCUAUCUGCCAACACAAUGAACAAACUCGUUCGCAUACCCGGCAUCGUCAUCUCCGCUUCCGUCCUAUCCGCUCGCGCUACGAAACUGCAUCUCCAAUGUCGUGCGUGUCGUAGUCCCAAGAUUCUCUACCCACCAAACGGCUUGGGUGGUUUGGGAGGUGGCUCGGAUAAAGGAUUACCUCGAGUCUGUGAUGCACCAGAGAUUGAGAAUCAGAAGAAGGAUUGCCCCAUGGAUCCAUAUCUCAUCAUUCAUUCGAAAUCAUCAUUCUCAGAUCACCAGACGUUAAAGCUGCAGGAGGCACCAGACAUGGUGCCAGUCGGAGAGUUGCCUCGCCACAUGCUCCUCUCUGCAGAUCGAUAUUUGACUGGGCAGGUCGUUCCUGGUUCACGGGUGAUUGUGACCGGCAUCUAUUCGACUUUCCAGGCAGCGAAGUCGAAAUCCGGUGGCGCAGCUGCGCUGCGGAAUCCUUACCUCCGUCUCGUGCAUCUCGAGGUGUCGUCUCCAUCCGCUGGCGGGUCCGGAGGCUCAAAUCCAUUCGGCAUGCAAUUCACUCCUGAAGAAGAGGAGGAGUUUGGCGAGAUGGCUCGCAGCGAAGGCUUCUAUGAGCGCUUUGCUAAGAGCGUCGCACCCAGUAUUUUUGGCAGCCUCGAUAUCAAGAAGGCAAUUACGUGUCUACUGUUUGGCGGCUCGAAAAAGGUGCUCCCCGACGGAAUGAGGCUACGAGGAGAUAUCAAUGUCCUGCUAUUGGGUGAUCCCGGUACAGCGAAGAGUCAGCUCCUCAAGUUCGUAGAAAAGGUUGCCCCAAUUGCAGUAUACACGUCAGGGAAGGGCUCGAGCGCUGCCGGUCUCACAGCAUCUGUACAGCGUGACCCAGUCUCACGGGAAUUUUACCUGGAGGGGGGAGCUAUGGUCCUCGCAGACACAGGUGUGGUAUGCAUUGAUGAGUUCGAUAAGAUGCGCGACGAGGAUCGGGUCGCUAUCCAUGAAGCGAUGGAGCAACAGACAAUCUCCAUCGCCAAAGCCGGUAUCACCACCGUCCUAAACUCGCGGACGAGUGUGCUUGCUGCAGCAAAUCCAGUUUGGGGUCGAUAUGACGAGGGCCGUAGUGCGGGAGAGAACAUUGACUUCCAAACGACCAUCUUAUCGCGGUUUGACAUGAUUUUCAUCGUGAAGGAUGAACACAACGAACAACGCGAUCGGAUGAUUGCAAAGCAUGUCAUGAACAUCCACAUGAACCGACCAAAUGACAAUGCUGACGAAAACGGCGAAGCUGUGGGAGAGAUCGACAUCGAUAAGAUGAAGCGGUAUAUCUCGUAUUGCAAAUCAAAAUGCGCACCACGGAUUUCGGCGGAAGCGCAAGAGAUGUUGAGCAGCCACUUCGUCUCGCUGCGUCAGCAAGUGCAGCAGAUAGAGCGAGACAGUGACGAACGCAGCUCCAUUCCCAUUACUAUACGUCAACUCGAGGCCAUCAUUCGCAUUUCGGAAUCGCUGGCAAAGCUAGCCCUCUCUCCAGUCGUCCACAACCAUCACGUCGAAGAGGCCAUCCGCCUUUUCAAGUGCUCGACAAUGGAUGCCGUGUCCGCUGGUUCUGUCGACGGACUGUCUCGUGGCGCGUUGAACGAUGAGAUGAGCGCGAUCGAGAAGGAAAUCCGGAGACGGCUGCCAAUCGGAUGGAGCACCAGCUAUCAGAGUCUUGUGCGCGAAUUCGUGACGCAGCACGGCUACUCUAGUCAUGCACUUGAGCGCACGCUUUUUGUGAUGGAGAAGAGGGAGAUCAUAAGAUUCUCAGGACAGAACAAGGUUGUUCACAGAUCGGGUGUGUGAUAUGCUGGUGGUGUGUUUUCCCGGACUGUGGUCGUAUGCAUUUGUAUACUCUUUGGCUGUAUUUAUAUAAUAUAGCGUCUUACUCUCUUCGCAUCGCAACUAUGUCCGAUGUGACUGCACAGCAUAGUCGUUAUUC
This is a messenger RNA of Laetiporus sulphureus 93-53, 2396 nucleotides long. Its product is annotated as ATP dependent DNA helicase. Gene Ontology annotation, biological process: double-strand break repair via break-induced replication; DNA replication initiation; DNA replication. The coding region runs from base 17 to 2260 and encodes 747 amino acids. Gene Ontology annotation, cellular component: nucleus; MCM complex. Gene Ontology annotation, molecular function: DNA replication origin binding; single-stranded DNA binding; 3'-5' DNA helicase activity. The record is from RefSeq and is a predicted model, not a curated record. NCBI's taxonomy places the organism in Eukaryota, Fungi, Basidiomycota, Agaricomycetes, Polyporales, Laetiporaceae. The transcript is spliced from 13 exons.